CCCCUCUAGUUGAAGGAGGAAGAAAGCCUACAGAGCAAAAGGAGAGAAGGGGGGGAAACGUCAAAAGAAGGUCUGGAAAAGAUUACAAGGAGACAUUGGCUUUAAAGAGGACUUCAGAGUGGUGUGUGAGCUCCACACUGAUGGUACAGCACAUCUGGAUUGCCCACUUACAUGUGCACUGCCAGGCUCCCUGUCUACCAGCAAUGACAAAGAAAAGGCUCCUUUAAGGCAAUUAUUUUCUACUUAGUCUAGAUAGAUUUUUUUAUUUUAUUUUUACAGAAAUUGGACAUCUCUAUUUUUUUAAAAAAUAUUUUUACCACUUGCUUGCUUGAAGUGGUAAGCCUUUGCCUUAUUACUGCCUCAACCAAAGCUGAUCUUUUUUUGACAUUACCUCAGAUUUGGGACACUGAAGACCACACAUCAGACUGCAGCUCCUGGGACCCUGGGUUUCUCAAGAUGCAUUGUGAACGAUUUAUAUGUAUCCUUAGAAUAAUCGGAACUACCCUCUUCGGAGUGUCCCUCUUACUAGGAAUUACAGCUGCUUAUAUUGUCGGGUAUCAGUUUAUCCAAACGGACAACUACUACUUUUCUUUUGGACUAUAUGGUGCCAUAUUAGCACUACAUCUCCUCAUCCAAAGCCUCUUUGCUUACCUAGAGCACAGAAAGAUGAAGAGAUCUCUUGAAACCCCUAUCAAACUGAACAAAUCAGUUGCCCUAUGUAUUGCUGCAUAUCAAGAGGACCCUGACUACUUACGAAAAUGUUUACGGUCUGUGAAAUGGUUGACCUAUCCAGGAAUGAAGGUCAUCAUGGUCAUCGAUGGUAACUCGGAAGAUGACCUUUACAUGAUGGAUAUAUUUAGCGAGAUUAUGGGGAGCGAUCGAAGCGCCACUUACGUCUGGAAAAAUAACUUCCAUGAAAAAGGUCCCGGGGAAACAGAAGAGUCGCACAAAGAGAGCAAACAACAAGUCACUCAGCUGGUUCUAAACAACAGAUACGUGUGUAUCAUGCAAAAGUGGGGAGGAAAACGUGAAGUGAUGUACACUGCCUUCAAAGCUCUGGGCCUAAGCGUGGAUUAUGUGCAGGUAUGUGAUUCGGAUACAGUUCUUGACCCAGCUUCAUCCGUUGAGAUGGUUAAAGUAUUGGAAGAAGACCACAUGGUGGGAGGAGUAGGUGGAGAUGUGCAGAUUUUGAAUAAAUAUGACUCGUGGAUCUCUUUUCUAAGUAGCGUGAGAUACUGGAUGGCCUUCAACAUCGAGAGAGCCUGCCAGUCCUACUUUGGUUGUGUCCAAUGCAUUAGUGGACCUCUUGGGAUGUACAGAAACUCACUGCUGCAUCAAUUCAUAGAAGAUUGGUACAAUCAAGAAUUUUUGGGUUCCCAGUGUAGUUUUGGAGACGACAGGCAUCUAACCAACAGAGUUUUGAGUCUUGGCUUUGCAACUAAAUACACAGCACGAUCCAAAUGCCUUACCGAAACCCCUAUUGAGUAUCUAAGGUGGCUUAAUCAGCAAACACGUUGGAGCAAGUCCUACUUCCGUGAAUGGUUAUACAACUCCAUGUGGUUCCACAAACACCAUUUAUGGAUGACCUAUGAAGCUGUGAUCACCGGAUUCUUCCCAUUUUUUCUAAUAGCCACUGUAAUCCAGUUAUUCUACCGAGGUCGCAUAUGGAACAUCUUGCUCUUUUUGUUGACUGUGCAAUUUGUUGGCCUCAUCAAGUCUUCUUUUGCCAGCGCUCUACGGGGAAAUAUUGUUAUGGUUUUUAUGUCGCUCUACUCAGUGCUUUACAUGUCUAGUUUACUACCUGCCAAGAUGUUUGCCAUCGCGACCAUCAACAAAGCAGGUUGGGGCACAUCGGGAAGAAAAACUGUUGUUGUUAACUUUAUAGGAUUGAUUCCUAUAACCGUUUGGUUUACAAUCCUUUCUGGGGGUGUAAUUUACACCAUAUGGAAGGAAACAAAAAAGCCAUUUGCAGAAUCUGAACAGACAGUUCUCAUAAUCGGUGCAAUACUAUACGCGUGCUACUGGGUGAUGCUGUUGACUUUGUACGUGGCUCUAAUCACAAAAUGUGGCAGGAGGAAGAAGGAACAGCAAUACAACUUGGGAAUUGAAGUAUGAUGAUACUCAAUUGCCUGUAUGCAAACUUGUCGAAAGCCUUAAGAGACUAUUUUUAUUUGUCUAGGAGUAUUACGGACAUGAAAUCAUGUCUUUAUGGGAAUUGCAAUACUGCUGCUGGGACUUGAACAAACACUAAUUGUGGCUCAUUUUCACGUAUUCAAUGCCAAAUACUUUCAAGAAAAUGAAACACAACUUUGAACCAGGGCUCUCCUCGUUUCGGGACAGGGCUAUUUUUGUGCACUUUUUAAAUUGUGCAUUUGCCUGACAGUGUUAUGUUCCAUAUACCUCACUGGUCAUGCUUAUGUCUGGGUGGUCAAGGUGGAAAGGAGUUGGAAAGCUUUUUAGGCCUCAUACAUGAUAGGAUCUUUUCUAAUUUUUUCCUCUGGAAAAGUUCCUAGUAAGUGGGCCAGUCGGCUCUAGCAAUACACUUCAACUUUAUUUAUAAACUAUUUUAUUUUUAAUUUUAGUGAUGGCUCUUUGGUCAUCAAUUAUAAAUGCCAGGCGUGCUUUAAAUAAAAGCAUAAUGGCUAUGCUGUAUUUUUAUAUUAUUGUAUUAAUUAUUGUGUUUUAUUUGUAUGCCAAUGAUUAAAGUUUUUACAUAUUUUAUAUUUUACAUAUCUGAUAAAUCAUUUGGUUCUCUAUUCUUUUUGAAAUGUGUUUUUUUUAUUUUACUGAUACUGGCCAAAAUGUGAAA
Bufo gargarizans (Asiatic toad) is the source of this 2809-nucleotide messenger RNA. RefSeq names its product hyaluronan synthase 2 (gene HAS2). Lineage: Eukaryota; Metazoa; Chordata; Amphibia; Anura; Bufonidae. The coding region runs from base 457 to 2115 and encodes 552 amino acids. The transcript has 4 exons. The record is from RefSeq and is a predicted model, not a curated record. Gene Ontology annotation, molecular function: hyaluronan synthase activity. Gene Ontology annotation, biological process: extracellular matrix assembly; hyaluronan biosynthetic process.